This is a messenger RNA of Trematosphaeria pertusa, 2295 nucleotides long. RefSeq lists its product as uncharacterized. Gene Ontology annotation, cellular component: membrane. The transcript has 6 exons. Bases 1 to 2295 code for a protein of 764 amino acids. The record is from RefSeq and is a predicted model, not a curated record. Gene Ontology annotation, molecular function: L-amino acid transmembrane transporter activity; oxidoreductase activity. Gene Ontology annotation, biological process: amino acid transmembrane transport. Lineage: Eukaryota; Fungi; Ascomycota; Dothideomycetes; Pleosporales; Trematosphaeriaceae.
AUGGCAUGGACCGGAGACGAAGAGCGUCCCUUGCUCUCACGAUCCACCUCGCCAACGGAAAGAGCGAAGACGGUGUCUGGAAGCAGGACGGGAGAGGGCGUGACGCGCUCUGUCGAAGACGAUGUGCUACCGGAAACCUCGAUCCUAGGGCGAACGCUCAACUGGCCGAGCGCGUAUAUUCUCGUCAUCUCGCGUGUCAUCGGCAGCGGCAUUUUUGCGACACCUGGAGUGAUCGUGAAAUCUGUCGGCAGCGUCGGGCUUAGCCUCACCCUCUGGGUCAUCGGAGCCGUCAUUGCAGCUUGUGGUCUGGCGAUCUCCUUGGAAUACGGGUGUAUUCUCCCUCGGUCCGGCGGCGACAAGGUCUAUCUAGAGUUCACGUACCGCAAACCGCGCUUUCUCGCAUCGACUUUGGUAGCCGUUCAGGCGGUGCUCCUCGGAUUCACGGCCAGUAACUGCAUCGUCUUUGCGCAGUAUACGCUGUUUGCGUUCAACGUGGAAGGAACCGAUUUUUCGCGCAAGUCGCUAGCGGUCGGUCUGCUCACAGCGAUUACUAUUGUGCAUGGCUGCUUCCUUAAGACCGGAAUUGCUGUCCAGAACUUCCUUGGAUGGCUCAAGGUUGGGCUCGUGGUCUUCAUGGUCUUUGCCGGGCUCUUCGUGGUCAUGUUCAGACCGGCGGACUCAGGGCAAAGUCACUUUCCAGGGGGAGCAGAUCUUUGGAGGGAUACGGAGUGGAGCUGGGGCGUCAUCUCUACUGCUCUCUUCAAAGUCUUCUAUUCCUAUGCCGGCCUAAGCAACGUCAACAACGUCCUCAAUGAGGUCAAGGAUCCGGUUCGAACACUGAAGUCGGUAUCAAUAACGGCGCUGCUCACUGCAUGCGUUCUGUAUCUUCUAGUCAACGUCGCAUACUUUAUCGUAGUUCCCCUUGAUGAGAUCAAGGGGAGCCGGGAGCUAGUUGCGGCCCUCUUCUUCGAACGCUGUUUCGGACCGGGGCUAGGCAAGAUGAUACUGUCGUUGGCGGUGGCGCUAUCGGGCGCUGGAAACGUUAUGGUGGUUACCUUCGCUCUGGCUCGGUUAAACCAGGAAAUUGCUCGUCAAGGCUUUCUUCCCUGGUCGGAGAUUCUCGCUUCUUCGCGACCAUUUGGUGCGCCUAUGGGCGGUCUGAUAGUGCAUUACAUUCCCUCACUCCUAGUCAUCGUCGUGCCGCCAUCCAGCGAAGUCUACUCCUUUAUUCUGGAGGUCGAGGGCUACCCUGGCCAACUGUUCGCUCUGGCAAUCUCGAUCGGUGUGCUAUGGUUACGAUACAAGCGGCCAGACUUGAAGCGACCAUUCAAGGCUUGGAUCGGAGCAGUGGUCUUCAGAAUCGCGCUCAGCAUAGCUCUAUUGGCUGCACCGUUCUUUCCUCCCAAGCAUAGAACAGGAGGAAUUUGGUACGCUACGUAUGCCGUAGUAGGGAUCAGCAUUAUCAUAUUUGGCAUCAUUUAUUGGUACGUCUGGAUCAAACUCAUACCAAAGUGGAGGGGGUACCGUCUUGAAGAGGAUACCAGUGUGCUCGAUGAUGAGACCUACGACCGCCCCUUCGAAGCGCACCCCGUCACCGUCCGCGACGUCGCGGGCCGCGAGGCCGAGUACUCGCUCGACGGCAACGGCUUCCAGUUCCACAAGCACACGAGCACCGAGAAGGAGUUUGUCGAUGACGAGAAGAUAAAGGCGGAGUACUAUCCUGAGACGGAGCAGCUGCUUAAGGAUGUCACCGGCGCCUCCCGCAUCUUCAUCUUCGACCACACGAUCCGGCGCCCGCCGCCGAGCGCAGAAACCACGGACCACCGUCUGCGUCUGCGCGGCCCCGUCCAGCGCGUCCACAUCGACCAGUCGUACAGCGCGGCGCUGUCGCGCGUGCCGCACCACCUGCCCGCCGAAGCGGCGGAGCUGCUCAAAGGCCGCGUGCAGAUCAUCAACGUGUGGCGCCCGAUCAAGCCGGUGCAGCGGGACCCGCUGGCGGUGGCGGACGCGCACAGCGUGAGCGAUGGCGAUUUGGUGGUGACGGAGCUGAUUUAUCCGAAUCGGAGGGGGGAGACGUAUGCGGUAAGGUACGGGGCUGGGCAUCGGUGGUUUUAUAAAUCUGGGCUUGCGCCUGAUGAAGUGAUUCUUAUUAAGUGCUUCGAUUCGAAGCUGGAUGGGAGGGCGAGGAGGGUCCCGCAUACGGCGUUUCAUGUGCCGGGGACGGAGGAUAGGGAGGGGAGGGAGAGUAUUGAGGUGAGGGCUUUGGUGUUCCAUGAGGAUGAUAGUUUGGAGUGA